Molecule: messenger RNA, 1703 nt
Organism: Pantherophis guttatus
Lineage: Eukaryota; Metazoa; Chordata; Lepidosauria; Squamata; Colubridae
Source: RefSeq, a predicted model, not a curated record
UGCGGAACAUCUGGAUUCACUGAAAAACUCCCGUCACUCUCAUCCUUACAUCCUGAAAAAAGACUUGUUGGUCCCAUCUGGAAAUUCUUCCUUUCAUCACCAGAACUUUUCUAAACAAGAAAACAACAGUUUUCGCACAAUGAAGCAACAAUUUAAUUAUUCGGAUUCAGAAGAUUAUAACAGCUCCCUCCGUGUCUGGCCAACCUACUAUGAGAUGAGUCAUGACUGGACGGAAUAUUUUAGAACUCUUCCUCUGUUUGAUGUUUUAACGCGAAACCUUAUCAAUGGCUCCAUUGCCAUUAUUUGUAUUUUAGGCCUGAUUGGAAAUGGAGCAACAAUUUAUUUUUUGGUCUAUUCCAUUAAGAGGAAUUCUUUCACCACUUUCAUCCUGAAUCUCUCCAUCGCUGAUUUUGGGGCACUCACAUCCUUUAUUAUUGCAGCUACAUUUGUGGCUGUUUUAACUCUCCAUAAAAGGACUAACCUUCUGGCAGUCUUUUUCAUGUUAUUUUUUGAGCUGUUCCUCUUCACCUAUUCUGCCAGCCAGUUUCUGCUGACAGCCAUCAGCCUGGACAGGUGUGCGGCUGUCCUCUUCCCACUCUGGCAUCGCUGCCAUCGUCCUCCAUAUUUGUCCAUCCUGGUUUGUGGCCUCAUCUGGAUCCUCUCCUUCCUGCUCUCUGCGGUGCACUUCAUUCUCCACCAGACCAGGAACUCUGAAAGCUCCCCUUUAUUUUAUCAGCUGAUUGUAAACGGUUUACUUUGUACGCCUCUCAUGGUUGUGUCCACGGUGAUUCUCUUGAUUCAAACGAAGUCUAAAAUGCAAUGCAAUCAAAGGAAACUGGUCACCACCAUCGUGCUGGCUCUCAUUUUCUUCCUCCUUUUUUCUCUCCCAAUGGAUGCCUUAUAUGUCAUUGAAUAUUUAGGUUCCUAUAAUCCCCUCCUCCUGACCAUUGGGGUAGGAUGUGCGGCUGUCAGCAGCAGCUUCAACCCACUCCUUUAUUUCUUAGUGGGGAGGAAGACGGGAAAGGAACAACCCAAAACAUCUUACAAGGUUGCUCUGCAAAGAGUCUUCAAGGAUGAGAAGGACAGCUCAGAACAGCAGCAAACCAUGAAAGAAGACCAGUUGUGAAGUAUCAAUACUGUUGUUCAUUCAAGUCAUAAACCAGGGGUGGGUUUACUACCGGUUCGCAACGGGGCUGCGUGCGCAUGCUCACUUCGCUCAUCCAGGCGCGCGCUCUUUUGCACAAGCGCAGAAGCUUCUGCGCAUGUGCAGAAGCAUUUUCAUUGUGUCAGGGUCAGUGGGUGGAGCCUCCCACCAGUUUUACUACCGGUUCUAUAGAACCGGUGUGAACCGGGAAGAACCCACCACUGGUCAUAAGCAAUAUAUUGUUCAGAAAGAACAUGGGAAAUUAAUGUAAUUUAGGAAUCCGAAUAGCAAAAAUGGAAACCGUGCUGCAUAUGUAGUUUCUAGAAGUGAAGAAGAGACGUUCAUAUCAUAUCUUGACAUUAUAUAAUUCAAUCACAUUUCAUAAUAAUUCGCCGUGCUCUCAAAACUUUUCUAUUUCAGCAGGCUGGCCUGGCCUAACUCUCCUCUUUUGAAUUUUUAAUUCAUGAUUUUAUAAAUUGAGUGUUUUAAUCUGUGUUUCGGCCAAAAUAUUUAAUAAUUUUAAGGGUUUUUUUUAAUAUUUGUAUUAUCUGUAUUUUAU